This is a messenger RNA of Naegleria lovaniensis, 2700 nucleotides long. RefSeq lists its product as uncharacterized. The transcript has a single exon. Gene Ontology annotation, cellular component: P granule. The record is from RefSeq and is a predicted model, not a curated record. Bases 1 to 2700 code for a protein of 899 amino acids. Lineage: Eukaryota; Heterolobosea; Eutetramitea; Acrasida; Naegleriidae. Gene Ontology annotation, biological process: regulatory ncRNA-mediated gene silencing. Gene Ontology annotation, molecular function: piRNA binding; protein binding.
AUGAUUUCAUCAUCAGGUAAUAGAGGUGGUAGUGGAGGUGGACGUGGUGGUAGAGGAGGUGGUCGCGGUGGUGGUGGAGGAAGUGGUGGUAGCAGUUCUGAAGGAGGAGGAAGUAGUGCAAGUAGAGGAGGAAGAGGUGGUGGUGGACGUGGAGGAGGAGGAGGUGGUAGAGGAAGUGGCCAACAGCAACAAUUUACCUCUCAACGACCUCAACAAGCAUCAAGUAGUGGAGAAGGACAACGGCGAUUUGGUUCUCGUCCCCCUACCAGCUCAUCGGAACCUACCAGCUCAUCCUCGUUUGGGAGUAGGAGCAAUUUGAGCAGUAUCAAGAUUGCUAGUCGUUCUGUCAAUUCCUUGCAAACACCAAAGCAAGUCACAGGUGAGACAGGAAUUGUAACUUCCAAUGUCAUGGGCGAUGCAGGAACGCCUAUCAAGUUAUUAGCAAACUAUUUUGCCUUACAGUUGCCAGAAGGCUCUUUUUGUCAAUACGAUGUAAAAAUCACACCUGACUUGGACAACAAGAGGACAUGCUCUGUAUUGAUGAAGGACCUGCUGAAAGGAAUUGUGUAUGUUUAUGAUGGACACAAGAUCCUCUAUACGAAAACACCACUCACCAAAUUAACAACGGAAAAGUUUGAAAAAUCGAUCAAACACCAAGAUGUUACCUAUUCCUUCAAGAUUAGCUUUACUAGAUCACUCUCGGGUGCUGAUAUCCAUCCCUCUGUUUUACAGCUUUUUAACAGCAUUUUCAAAAAAGCUCAAAAGGCUUUGAAUUUCCAACAAAUCGGAAGAUUUUUCUACAACACGAGUGACGAUGUUGUUGUAAAGGUUCCAGCUCAUAAUGUUAAAAUUUUACCUGGAUCCAUUUCAACUACAUAUAUCAGCAAUAAGGGAAUUCUCUUUAAUGUUGAUAUCAUUUACAAGACCCUUAGAACAGAUACCGUUCUCCACAUGAUCUACGAUUUAGAGAAUAAGUUUGGUAAAGGUACUAGAAGGGUGAAAAAUGAUUUAAAGAAUACUGUCGUGCUUUGCUCCUAUAAUCACCGCACGGUUCACAUCGAUGAUGUGGAUUUCUCAGUAACUCCACGCAGCACUUUCAAAAAGAAAUCCGGAGAAAACAUUUCAUAUUUAGAAUACUAUAAGGAACAAUAUGGAAUUACCAUUAAGGACCCUAAUCAACCUUUACUUCUUCAUAGAGAUAGAAAAGAUAAAACAAGAAUUGAAUAUUACGUUCCAGAGUUGUGUCUCAUGACAGGCAUCACCGAUGAGAUGCGCAAGAAUUUCCGUGUCAUGAAGGAUAUUAAGCAAGCCACUGGGUUGUCUCCAAAUGAAAGAAUUCGCCAAAUUCUCAAAUCCGUGCAAGAAAGCAAUGAAGAUAAUAACUAUCACUCUGUUCUAGAUGAAUGGAAUAUUUCUAUUGAUGAUAAGGUAUUGGAAAUCAAUGGUAGAAUUCUUCCUUAUGAAAAGUUGAAAUUGGGUAACAAGAAGGAGAUUCAAUUACAAGGAACGACAUGGGAGAUUAAGAAGGAUGCAUUACUCAGACCAGUUAAAGUCGAAUCUUGGGUAAUGUUCUAUCCAAAAGGAACAAUCAAAGACGUGGAAAAUUUCCUUGACGUUCUCUAUCAGGUCAGUUCUCCUAUUGGCGUACAGUUCAGCUCGCCCUUGAACUGUGAAAUUUCUGACACAAGCGAGGAAGGAUAUGCAAAGGGGAUUACGGAAUUUUUGAAAAAGAAUACGGACAAGCAGAUUCAAUUUUGUUUAAUCGUUUUGCAUUCUGAUUCUAAAACUACGUAUGACGCAGUGAAGAAGGUACUCGUGAACGAGUAUGGAAUUGUGAGCCAAUGUGUCAAGAAGAUGACCAUUUCUGAGCCGAAAGGCAUUCACUCCAAAGCAACUAAAAUAGCAGUGCAGAUCAACUCGAAACUUGGAGGAGCUGCAUGGACUGUCGGAUUUACGUUCCCUGGACCUACCAUGGUCUGUGGAAUGGAUGUGUAUCACUCUGGUGAAAUUUAUACGAGAACUAAGGCCAGUUGUGUUGGUUUUGUUGCCAGUAUGGACAGUAGUAUUACUAAAUUCUAUACGAGAUGUAUUGUCCAGGAGGCAGGAAAGGAAAUUGUGAGCUCUCUUGCUCCAAUCAUUAAGAGUGCCAUGGAAAAGUUUAAGGAAAUCAACAAGAUCUAUCCAAAGAAUAUAAUAUUCUAUCGAGAUGGUGUCGGCGAAGGUCAAGUCGAAACUGUCCUCAAUACCGAGGUUCAUAGCUGUCAAAAAGUGAUUAAGGAAUUGAACAGCGACACUCAACUCACAUUCCUGACAGUGAUGAAGAGAAUCAAUACCAGAUUCUUUUCAUCAAAGGACAGCAGUGGCCAAGAUGUUACAAAUCCAAAGGCAGGAACUGUUGUGGAUACUGGUGUCACUGGUCCCAAUGCGAUGGAAUUUUUAUUAGUGUCUGUUGAUGUUCGUGAUGAGCAAGGAACUGCCACUCCAACCAAGUAUCAAACCAUUCUCAAUGAGGCAAACUUGGGUAUGAACUUUUUGCAACAACUAACAUUCAAGCUGUGUCACGUUUAUUCGAAUUGGUUUGGAACUAUAAGAGUUCCUGCUCCAUGCAUGUUUGCUCACAAGAUUGCAUACUUGAUUGGUCAGAAUACUCAUAAAGAGGAUUACCAACAAGUUUUGAAUGGCAAAUUGUUCUAUUUGUGA